Molecule: messenger RNA, 2185 nt
Organism: Meleagris gallopavo (turkey)
Lineage: Eukaryota; Metazoa; Chordata; Aves; Galliformes; Phasianidae
Source: RefSeq, a predicted model, not a curated record
AUAGCAGAGCAGACAUUUGGCACCGCAACAUGCCUUCACUCCACUGGGAGAGAGUGUUGCUUGGGACUGCUUGCUGUGCAGUGACUGUGACCCUCUGUUCCCUGUGCAUUUGGCAGCUUGUCGUCAGGUUUCACAAAGAAACUACAGGACCUGUGGUACCUCCUUGCUUCUGCCUCAAUGGUGGAUUCUGCCAGGAUGAAGCCUGUGUGUGCCCCAACGAGUGGGCUGGACAAUUUUGUGAUAUAGUUAACGUUUGUGAAGACAGCGUUUAUGCAGUGAAUGUUUCUGAAAAUGUUAUAAAAAACCUUACUUUUGAAAGGAUUUUAGUGGGUAAAUACAGCAGCUCCAAGGAGAAGUGUGAACCUACUACUGUGAAUGGUAACUCCUCAGUUGCAGUCCGGCUGUGUACCAGAAAGGGAAUAAUUCCAGUUUUAGAGACUCCCAGGAUUCUGAAUUGUAAUGAAAGUCUGGAUUCUCUAGCAUUACAGGUGGAAACUGCAGACACCAGCAAUGUUUCAGCAAUUGCAAGUAAUACUCAGAUCCUUACCUCUAUUCCCAGUCGACUGACAACACAGGACAUCUCUGCUGCUGUGAAUAUUGCAGUGCAGAUUCUAAGAAAACCAAAUGUUACAGAAGAUUCUCAGGCAUCUGUGGCAGUUUUAACUACAGUAAGUCAGCUCUUGGAUGCCAACAAAACAGAAUUUGAUGACAAUAAUCUUGUCAAUGUUACAGCAAGCCUCACAAAAACAAUGGAAGAAUUUUCUUUGAUAAGCAAUGUCACUCAGCCCAAUGUUGCAGUCCAGUCUGUUCCACUGAAAUUGAACUCCUCUACAGUUCUGUUUUUGGCACAGAGAGAUACAACCCUGUCAUAUUUUCCAUCAACAAAACUAGAAAUACAGGAAAACGUCCCUGGGCUUACUAGUGAACUCAGUACUGAAGUCCAGAUACUGCUCAAUAUUAAAAGUAACAGUUCUUCAAAUGAUGGCAGAGUUGGCUUUGUCCUUUAUCAAAAUGACAAACUCUUCCAGUCAAGGAUUUAUAGGAGUAACAAUAAUUUAUCUAAACAAAUUAUUUCUGGCAAUAUUGAUGGCGGAAGAGCCAGUGGUGUUGAAAUAGCCUUCAAUCCCAAGUACAACACAUCCGAACUUCAGCUGCGUGAUCAUGCCUGUGUCUUUUGGGACUAUGCUAUCAACGACUGGAGCACUGCAGGCUGUAUGAAAGGAAGAGACCAAUUCUUGAGAUGCAAGUGCAAUCACACUACUAAUUUUGCUGUUUUGAUGGCCUUUCAGAUCAAAUAUAAAUACGCUAAGCCUUUGGAGUAUAUCUCUUACAUUGGUGUUGGAUUGUCCAUUGCUGGUCUCACUACUACCAUUUUGUUUCAAAUAUUCACUAGGAAAACACGAAAGUCGUCUAUAACAUGGAUGUUAGUGAGUCUCUGUUCCUCCAUGCUAAUUUUUAACAUCAUCUUCAUCUCUGGAAUUGAAAACCAAAAUGCCAGGAAAGACAGUAGUGAUACCAGUGGAAACAACCAGCAAUUCAGUACUUACACCACCAAUACCAUGCUCACAUCUGAUGUGGUAGAUCCUCCUGCAGAUGCCUGGUGCACGGUUGUGGCUGUCCUGCUGCACUACUUUUUGUUGGCAACAUUUAUGUGGACAGCACUCAAUUCUGCACAACUGUACUUACUGCUGCUUAGAACCAUGAAACCCUUUCCUGGACACUUCAUUGUAACCAUGUCAGCAAUCGGAUGGGGGGUCCCUGCUGUAGUAGUUGCAAUAACACUUGGAGCUACUUAUGGAGAAGGGAAAGCUUUAAACUACCGACAGGAAGAAUUGUUCAUCAAGAUCAUUGUUUCUGUGAUAUGGAAGGAGAACAAGAAUCUGACAAGAAAUAAAAAGGAUUCGCUCAUGAAAAAGAUGACUGGACUUCAGAUUUGUAUUCUGUACACUUUCAGAUCACCAAUCGUCAAGAAAAAAGUUUCUGAAGUGUUUUCUGUGUUGAGAGUACCAGAGAUACAAAUUUAUCUGCAUUCAGAAAUUUACCAUGUUUCAAAAUCACAGCCUGCAAAGCAUUCCCAAGGAAUUUUCAGAUUAUCUGAAAUUUCUACAGAAAAUAUUUCCUUGUCCACUCUUCCUAAUGGCUGUUAGAAAUCUAUAAAUAUAUUAAAUAUAAUCCUACAUUUUUA